Oncorhynchus nerka (sockeye salmon) is the source of this 3444-nucleotide messenger RNA. RefSeq lists its product as uncharacterized. Gene Ontology annotation, molecular function: MAP kinase tyrosine/serine/threonine phosphatase activity; protein tyrosine/threonine phosphatase activity; MAP kinase tyrosine phosphatase activity. Gene Ontology annotation, cellular component: cytoplasm. NCBI's taxonomy places the organism in Eukaryota, Metazoa, Chordata, Actinopteri, Salmoniformes, Salmonidae. Gene Ontology annotation, biological process: protein dephosphorylation; negative regulation of JUN kinase activity. The record is from RefSeq and is a predicted model, not a curated record.
GUAAACCCAGAUGCCUCCACUCCCUCUUGACGAGCGCAUAGUGGUUAUUCAGCACCCUAAAAACUUGGCCCUACCUGGGUCCUCCCCACAGCCCCACUCCCAUAUAACAGCCCAUAGCAACAAACUUCUCUCCCGCCCUUCUCAUCCCCACCCUCCUCAGUCCUACCCCAAUCCUCCCUCCUCGAACUCACUGUCUUUGGAAUGCAAGCGCAGAUCAUCAUCCCAUCUGCAGAAAAUUGUCUCAGAGGGUACCAGACACACCCCUAGCCACUGUCAUAGCAACGGGACAGUGACUCUUGGCCCUAGUCCACACCAACACACACAUACGAUCGACAUCAAGUUAUCUGUGAACAAAGGAACAAAAGGAGGGGGGCACAGCAACUCUUUAGUUCGCAGUGGGAGUGUGAAGGGGAGCAAAAAAAGGGUUUCGUUGCGCUUGGAUCCAGGAUACGGGGAGAAAAACACUGGAGGAACAUCAGGGAAGCCUGGAGGAGCAGUGCAGCAACUCCAAAACCACCCACAGAACCAGAGACAAGCCUCACCAGGCAGUCACCAUCAGAAUAAUCUGUCUGUGUCCCCGGGAGGAGUCUUAGAGUUUGUCCCAUCUCAGAGACAGCAGUCCAAGUCCAGAAGAGAGAAGGUGCAGAACGUGUCCUCCAAAGUCUGCUCUGCCAGCUUCCCCCCCAGAGGUGCCCGGGAAGUGCCCUACGUGGGUAACAAAGAGAAUUCCAAACUGGGACCUGUCCAUCAAAACCCCAACCCCCACAGCCUGCCCGGCCACCACAACUCUGUCCCUGUGCCCCAUGCCGCUGUUCUAAACUCCCACUACCCUGUCCCCCCUCCCUCCCACCACCCCCGUGCUCCUACCUCGUUUCAGCAACCCCUCAACCAGUCUCGUCCAUCCCGCGGCAGGGACCAUCGUCCUCAGAUCCUCCACGGCCUACCCAUCUCCCCCUGUUCCUCCCGUGGAGGUUUCCCCAGCCCAGACCACACCUGUACCAUCGACUUCUCCCAUCCCUUCAGCUGUGGCUGCUGGAAGCUGGUCCGCUGCAGGGGGGCCAGGGGACGUUCUGCUGGCUGCCAGAGGGGUGGGGGGAGUCCGUCUUCCUCUUUCUCCUGUGGCCACGGGGUUGUAGGUGUGAACCACAGAGGGGCGCAGAUGGGAUUAAGAACUCUUGGGGGAUGUUUGUCCACAGCCUCCACCACCAACACCUCAUCCUCCAACAGCACUGUGUCGGACUGCCGCACGGGCUUGCUCAGACCCCUGCGAUGUGCCUCCUGCUCCGGGGAGGCUGGCGCCUUUGAGAGUCCUGCUGCAUUCCGCAAAAAACUGGUGGGGGGAUGCCUGCCCUGUACCCCACUAUCCUCCUCAGCCCCGCUGCGAGCCUUACAGAGUUGUGUGAGUGGCUGCAACCCCAAAGCCAGUCAGGCCGGCAGCUCUACCUGCAGCUAUUGUAGCAGCGACCCUAUAGUUGUCACCUUCAACCCCCGUCGGGGCGGCAAGCCCCCUGGUAUGGGCAGGGGUGUAGGGGCAGGGCCCCCCAUGGGAGUAUUCCCCGCUGAUGAUGAUGAUUACAGCGUGCACACAAUCUGGCCUGAGGAGCUGGCGAAAAAGAUGACCGGGUCUAAAACCCAACAGAACCAGCAGAGCUGUGCAGGGAUGGGGAUGGGAGUGGGGAAGACAAGUGUGGGUCAGAACCAAAACAGCAGCAACGGAACCAGCCCUGUCACCCUGGACUGUAGGAACCUAUUGGAGUUCACCCGGAAUCAGAUAACAGACCACGCUGGCCGAUGCCGGCUUCAGCAGGGCAAGAUGGCCGUCCUAGAUUUUAUUGGGUCUGGGCCUGGGCGAGAUCCAGACCAGGACUCCCUAAAGAGGCUCUGGAACAAAGGUGGGGAGUCAGGCAAGGUGGAUGGCAUGGGGCAGGAAGGCAAUAUUACAUACCCUCGCACCCCUUCCCCCCGCACCCCCUCUCCCCAAUCCCCUCCCUCCUUCUCACCCCCACCGUCAGCUCCCAGCACUCUCCUCAAACCCAAACCCAGACAGAGAGAUGCAGACGGACGCCAUUCCCUCCCCUCCGCCCAGUCCCUUCACCUGGUCCUCAACUCACUCAACAGAGAGCAGGACGAAGAGAGCGGCAGAGUGCACCUCACUCUGCCGCUCUCCUCCUCGCUACCGGCUUCCCUGUCAGAUGAGAAUGGGAUGACCCCUGACGUGGAGAAUGCGGUGGUCAGCCCCAUCCUACCCUUCCUCUUCCUGGGCAACGAGAGGGAUGCCCAGGAUCUGGACCUGCUGCUGCGACUCAACAUCGGCUACGUGGUCAACGUCACCACACACCUGCCCCUCUACCACCUCGGCUCCGGCCUGGUACGCUACAAACGGCUACCGGCUACCGACAACAGCAAGCAGAACCUACGACAGUACUUUGAGGAGGUGUUUGAGUUCAUCGAGGAGGCUCACCAGAGUGGGCGAGGAGUGUUGAUUCACUGUCAAGCGGGCGUGUCCCGUUCGGCAACCAUCGUCAUCGCCUACCUGAUGAAGCACACCCUUAUGACCAUGACUGAUGCCUACAAGUAUGUGCGUGGCCGUCGUCCUGUGGUGUCUCCCAACCUCAACUUCAUGGGUCAGCUACUGGAGUUUGAGAGGGACCUCAACUCCGGGGUCACUCCUCGCAUCCUGACCCCCAAACUCAGCGGCCUGGAGACCCAGGUCUGACAGCGGGAUACGAGGAAUGGAGGGGAGGCGGAAACCAGCAUUGGGCCAGCCAUAGUUUUGUGAAGGAGAAACUAAAGGUAGAGCAACAAAGAGGGGAAUGCUGAUUGACAGAAUGUCCCUAUUGGCAUAGAUUAAGAAUAAAUUGAAAUUGUGCACUUUCUAGAGAUUAUAGAAGAAAUCAUUUGAUUGGUUAACUCAUAAAUAGUCCCAUUUUUGGUCAACCUAAUCCUCAUCCAAUACCAUUUGUAAUUAUGUGGCAAGUUUUUAUAUAAUGCUUAGAUAUCAUUAUUUACCAUGAUCCACUGUAAUCAGAUGGCUCAUGUGAUGCUUGUGGUAUAGAGCAUUAGAGCAUUACAGAAGUUAAGGAAGUGCAAUGAGUCCUGGUCUGACUCAAGGCUGUCAUUUACAAAAUCCAUAAUGCAUGCAGAACCAGAAUAGAAACAACUACAGUGACACCCCACCAUUCAGCUAUGACAGCAAACACUAUCCAUAGCCCCAGAGAGGGCAUUCCAAUGCACUUGAUCAAUUUAUCAAUAUGUUUGGUUGUUUCAAUUGAAGUGGCCCAGUCCCAGAGGAUAGCUGAUCUUACCAUAUUGUUGGUUUAUUUAUAUUCUUCCCCACUGGGUCGGAAAUGUCUAAAUUACAUUUAAAAAUUAAAUAUAUAAAUAUAUAUACAUAUACAUACAGUGGGGCAAAAAAGUAUUUAGUCAGCCACCAAUUGUGCAAGU